ACUGCGCGCUGACGUUUUUCGCCGUGCGCCGGUCGCAUUGCUGCGUUGCUAUGGUUCCUAGCAGACUCCCCCUAUCAGAAUAAUGGCGACUAAGGCGGAAUGGAUGGCGGAGGUAACCGAGCCGAGCUGUGAGGGGGCGGUGCGGGGGAUUGUGGAGGCUCUACACGACUGUGUAAAGAAGCUUCAACAGUCUGAAGAUGCAGUAAGGUUUACUAUUAACUGGGAUAAGAUCCAGUGCCUUCCAGAUGUGGGCCCUGCAUUACUGCGCAAUGUUCUUCAACAACAUAUAUCUGAUCUGCAGCCUCUUUUAGCUCAGCUUCAGUCAUUGUCUUCUGGUAAAGGAGAGAAGAGUAUCGACAGAGAAGGUGAUGGAACAAACGGCUGUAUUGCAAAUGUGAGAAAAAACAUGAAGCCGGACCCUGAAAUUACAGUAAAGUGUAUUCUGGAUAAAGGAGCAUCAGACACCAGCUGUCUGUCUGAUCCUGCAGUCGUACAGAUCCAAGCUGGAAAGUCGGAGAUUGACAGAAGGAUAUUGGCAUUCAUGGAGAGAAAGCAAGCAGAGAUCAAUGAAAACAACGUCCGGGAGUUCUGCAACGUUAUUGAUUGUAAUCAAGAAAACAGUUGUGCCAGAACGGAUUCUGUUUUUACCCCAUUUCCUGGAUUCAAGAGCCACAUAAAAGUUUCUAAGGUUGUUAAUGCCUAUGGGCCCCAGACUAGAAGCAGUGGCUCAUCUUCUAACACAAGAAUGCAUUCUCUCCAACGGGAUUGUGAAAAUCAGGCUGUAGAAGAGAGACUACUCAACAUUGAAUCCCACUUGCAGCUAAAGCCAGGACAACCUGUACCUAAAGACAUUUAUCAGAGAAUUAAAAAGCUAGAAGACAGAAUCUUGGAGUUGGAGGGCAUUUCUCCUGAAUAUUUCCAGUCUAUGGAUAUGUCAAAUAAGCGAAAGAAAGUCCUUCCUUCUCAGAGAUAUUCUUUGAUGGAACUUGAUCAGAAGAUUAAUGCACUUAGACAGACCCUCCUGCAGAAAAGCAAAAGAGGAAUUUCUUGAAAAGUCGCAGUACUGUGUCAUUCAUUACCAGGACAUGUUUCUAGGUUGAAUCUCUUUCCAUCUUGCCACAUCUGUUUUGCUGACUUGGUCUUUCUUUGACCUCAAAACCCUGCCACUGGGUCAAGUUCUCCAAGAGCUGAAUUUUUAGGAGAGUAUCAUACCAGAGUAAAGAUGUAACUGAGAAUUCGAACAAGAUGAAGAUGUUCUGGGACAAGAGAAUACAUGAUGACUUUCUUACAAGAAAUUUCAUCCACAAUUAUUAGUUGACCGAAGUAUCAUAUAGUGCUGUAUUCUAUGAUGUUGCGUUAGAAUUGAUUGGAAUUUACAUAGCCCCUUAGGGUUGUCUAGGUCUAAACUCAAUUACAGUACUUCAGGAAUGGGUGGUAGCAGUGCUUCUGCCCAGAGCCUUUUGACAUAUUCCUCCAAGCUGAAUUUAUUACAUAGCCUUCAUUUAGUUCUGCCAUAGAGCAUGAUGCUGGCCCCAGUGCCAAAAUGUCUGAAUGCCCAAUUGAAAAAAGGGUCAGCCCAGAUGUAGGCCUUCAUAUCAGAAACUACCGUAUUUAUUGGCGUAUAACACGCACAGGCAUAUAACACGUACCCUAACAUUAAGAGGGAAGUUUCAGGA
Messenger RNA from Rana temporaria (common frog), 1676 nucleotides. It is a transcript of the gene MBIP, whose product is annotated as MAP3K12 binding inhibitory protein 1. The coding region runs from base 83 to 1051 and encodes 322 amino acids. The record is from RefSeq and is a predicted model, not a curated record. Lineage: Eukaryota; Metazoa; Chordata; Amphibia; Anura; Ranidae. The transcript is spliced from 9 exons.